This is a messenger RNA of Exophiala xenobiotica, 1481 nucleotides long. Its product is annotated as ferrochelatase. Gene Ontology annotation, molecular function: protoporphyrin ferrochelatase activity. Lineage: Eukaryota; Fungi; Ascomycota; Eurotiomycetes; Chaetothyriales; Herpotrichiellaceae. The transcript has a single exon. The record is from RefSeq and is a predicted model, not a curated record. Bases 129 to 1418 code for a protein of 429 amino acids. Gene Ontology annotation, biological process: heme biosynthetic process.
GUUUCUCGUUUCAACAAGACCUACGUUCUUAGUACACACUACUUUCGUACUAUUCCUCCGGUCCUUCAUCAAUUCUCCUUCAUGGCUCGGUAGCAACAGCCCUUGUGUCCUUGUCUCAAACCUUCAAAAUGUCUAUACGCCACUCGACAGUCCACCUCACUCGGUCGCUGGCGAACCGCACCAUUCCCCGCCCAUCAGGUGGCUUACUUGGGACAUAUGGCCCUCAAAAGUCAUGUAUGGCCACUGUGGCGCCUCCCGUCAUACAGAACGAAACGGGCAAGAAUGGACCGACAGCGAUGGUCUUUAUGAAUAUGGGCGGUCCUUCUACUACCGGUGAAGUAGGAGACUUUUUAAGCAGACUUUUUGCGGAUGGCGACCUGAUACCACUCGGACCUCUACAAUCGUACCUGGGACCGUUAAUAUCGCGUAGGAGGACACCCAAGAUACAGAAACAAUACGCAGCAAUAGGAGGAGGUUCGCCGAUCCGCAAGUGGUCAGAAUACCAAUGCGCGGAGAUGUGCAAGCUGUUGGACAAGAUGUCACCGGAAACUGCACCUCAUAAGCCUUAUGUUGCGUUUCGAUAUGCCAACCCUCUGACAGAAGACAUGUAUGAGCAGCUUCUCAAGGACGGUUUUGGCAAAGGCAGGGGUGGCCGAGCGGUCGCAUUCACACAAUAUCCACAAUACAGCUGUUCCACGACUGGAAGCUCUCUGAAUGAGUUGUGGAAAUGGCGAAACCGCAUCGAGGGUAAGAGAGCGACUGGAGAGGAGAACCCUGAAGGUGCCAUCACGUGGAGCGUCAUAGAUCGCUGGCCUACACAUCCUGGUCUGGUGGAAGCAUUUGCCAGAAAUAUCGAGGAGAAGCUGGCUGAGUAUCCAGAAGAUCGACGAAAGGACGUGGUGUUGUUGUUCUCAGCUCACAGUCUCCCGAUGAGUGUGGUCAACCGAGGUGAUCCCUAUCCUGCCGAGGUAGCCGCUACGGUUCAUGCAGUCAUGCACAGACUGGGGCAUUCCCAGCCGUACCGAUUAUGUUGGCAGUCACAAGUCGGACCUUCUGCAUGGCUUGGUGCGCAGACGAGCGAUACUGUCAAAGAGUACGUCAACCGGGGACAUACUGAUCUGAUCCUGGUUCCCAUCGCCUUCACAAGUGACCAUAUUGAAACUCUGUACGAACUGGAUCAGGAGGUGAUGGAGGAGGAUGCCAAGGGACAUCCCGGAGUGAAACGAGCUGAAAGUCUGAACGGAAAUCCCGUCUUUAUUCAAGCGCUUGCAGAUAUUGCUCAUGCCCAUCUGCAAAGCGGCGAAAGUUCGUCGAGGCAGAUGCACUUGAGGUGCCAAGGUUGUAAAAGUGAGAGAUGCCUCGAGCAGAAGAAGUUCUUUGCCGGAGAACAAGCAAAGAUCCUGCCAACUGUGAGGUAGCAUUCGAAUGCAUGAGAUAGCUGUACCAUUAUGCUUGGACCAAACCGAUGCCUAUGACAGAAG